GUGGUGGAUCAAUUUUAUACAAUAAAAAUUUCGAACAUAUUAAACAUGAUUUAAAGGAACAAUAUUUUAUCGAUGUGAAUGACGAUCCAAAUGGCCACCAACAACCACAAACACAACAGGAAGAAAGAGAUAUGAUUUUCUAUAAUUUUAAAUUACAUGAUUAUGAUGAUAAUCUACGAUUGGAUGGUCUAGAGAUUUUAUCAUCAAUCUAUCAUGACAUGGAACCAUCAUCAAAUGAUGAUUUGAAAAAGAUGACCAGCGACCAGUUACGUCAAUAUUGGCAUGAACAAAUUUCGCUUGAUGCAGGUAAAAUUGAUCAAAUUUUAACCCUUUUUGAUCUAGAUAAUGAUGGCUAUAUUUCAUAUGGAGAAUAUUUGCUUAGCCUGAAUAUUUGAAAAAACCAAAAUCAAUCAAUCAAUCAAUCAAUCAAUCGAUCAAUUU
Dermatophagoides farinae (American house dust mite) is the source of this 441-nucleotide messenger RNA. RefSeq names its product multiple coagulation factor deficiency protein 2 homolog. The record is from RefSeq and is a predicted model, not a curated record. Gene Ontology annotation, molecular function: calcium ion binding. Lineage: Eukaryota; Metazoa; Arthropoda; Arachnida; Sarcoptiformes; Pyroglyphidae.